Dromiciops gliroides (monito del monte) is the source of this 2641-nucleotide messenger RNA. It is a transcript of the gene KHDRBS1, whose product is annotated as KH RNA binding domain containing, signal transduction associated 1. NCBI's taxonomy places the organism in Eukaryota, Metazoa, Chordata, Mammalia, Microbiotheria, Microbiotheriidae. Gene Ontology annotation, biological process: regulation of alternative mRNA splicing, via spliceosome. The coding region runs from base 133 to 1548 and encodes 471 amino acids. Gene Ontology annotation, molecular function: poly(A) binding; mRNA binding. Gene Ontology annotation, cellular component: nucleus. The record is from RefSeq and is a predicted model, not a curated record. The transcript has 10 exons.
CGCUGGGUCGCUCUGGUUCGCUCCGGUCGCCUCCGCGCCCGCUCUCCCGCCUUCGCCAACCGCCGCCGCUGCGCGGGCCUCCGCCGCCGCCGCGCUCCGUCCCUCAGCCGCCUUCCCGCCCGCUCCGCACUCAUGCAGCGCCGGGACGACCCCGUCGCGCGGCUGUGCCGGCCCCUGGGCCGCGGCGGCGCCGUGGAUCCCUCAGGCGCCCACCCGCCGCCGCGCCAGGCGCCGUCCCGGCAGCCGCUGUCCUCUCACCGGCCCCGGGGCGGCGGCGGAGGCCCUCGGGGCGGCGGCGGAGGCUCUCGGGCCGCCCCGGCCACGCAGCCGCCGCCGCUGUUGCCGCCCUCGGCCACCGGCGGGGGCCCUGAGGUGGGCGGGGGCGGCCCAGCGCCGGCCCCGACCCCGCUGCUGCCGCCCUCCGCUACGGCCGCCGCCAAGAUGGAGCCCGAGAACAAGUACCUGCCCGAGCUUAUGGCCGAGAAGGACUCCCUCGACCCGUCCUUCACCCACGCCAUGCAGCUGCUGGCCGCAGAAAUCGAGAAGAUUCAGAAGGGUGAAUCAAAGAAAGAUGAUGAGGAGAACUACCUGGAUUUAUUUUCUCACAGGAACAUGAAACUGAAGGAACGAGUCCUGAUACCAGUAAAACAAUAUCCCAAGUUUAAUUUUGUGGGGAAGAUCCUAGGACCUCAAGGGAACACAAUCAAAAGACUGCAAGAGGAAACUGGGGCCAAAAUAUCAGUUUUGGGAAAAGGUUCCAUGAGAGACAAAGCAAAGGAAGAAGAGCUACGCAAAGGAGGAGACCCUAAGUAUGCCCAUUUAAACAUGGACCUGCACGUGUUCAUUGAAGUCUUUGGACCCCCCUGUGAGGCCUAUGCCCUUAUGGCUCAUGCUAUGGAAGAGGUUAAGAAGUUCCUUGUGCCGGAUAUGAUGGAUGAUAUCUGCCAGGAACAGUUUCUUGAAUUAUCUUAUCUGAAUGGAGUACCUGAGCCUAACCGUGGGCGUGGGGUACCAGUAAGAGGAAGGGGAGCAGCUCCUCCACCUCCACCUGUUCCCAGGUGCCACAUUUUAAGAGGGACAUUGAAAAGCUGGAGUGUGUCCAGAGGAGGGCGCCCAGGAUGGGGCCGUGGUGUUGGGCCUCCCCGGGGAGCACUGGUCCGAGGUGCUCCGGUGAGAGGGGCCAUCACUAGAGGUGCCAGUGUGGCCCGUGGGGUGCCUCCCCCUCCAGCAGUCAGGGGAGCCCCUACUCCAAGAGCCCGAGCCACGGGCAUCCAGAGAAUACCUCUUCCUCCACCCCCAGCACCAGAGACUUACGAAGACUAUGGAUAUGAUGAUGCCUAUGCUGAGCAAAGCUAUGAAGGGUACGAAGGCUAUUAUAGCCAGGGCCAAGGGGAUUCCGAGUAUUAUGACUAUGGACACGGAGAGGCACAAGAUUCUUAUGAAGCUUAUGGUCAAGACGACUGGAAUGGGACAAGGCCCUCCCUGAAGGCCCCUCCAGCUAGGCCAGUGAAGGGGUCAUACAGAGAGCACCCAUAUGGACGUUAUUAAAACAAACAUGAGGGAAAAUUAUCAGUUAUGAGCAAAGUUGUUACUGAUUUCUUGUAUCUCCCAGGAUUCCUGUUGCUUUACCCACAACAGACAAGUAAUUGUCUAAAUGUUUUUCUUCGUGAUUCCCUUCUUCUCCCCCCUUCCUCCAUCCUCACCCUGCAUUCUGGCUUCUGUAUGUAGUAUUUUAAAAUUAGUUAAAAUAGAUUUAGGAAUAUCGAAUUAAUUUUUUUAAAGUGUGUAGAUGCUUUUUCUUUCUUUGUUGUUUAAAUAUAAACACAACUGUACCUUUUAUAAUAAAAACAGAAGUUGAGUUUAAAAAAAAAAAAACUGUUAGUUUCCAAAGUGACAUUGCUUUGCUUAAGGGUUCUGAAGUUAAGCUUUGUUAACGUUCUCUUAGGUUUGGUUUGAGGCAACCCGUAAAGUUGUAGUUGCAGAUUCCCAAACUAGGCUACAUUUCAAAAUUCAGGGCUGUUUUUAAGACUUAAAAUCAUAAUAUUAACGGUAGUAGGUGCCACCGUUUAAAAGUAAGCUCAGAUGUCAAAUACAUUUCCUUAAAAGCAUAUGGCGGUUGAAUCUUAAGUUUAAAUUUUUAAUAUGAAAGAUCCUCAUGAAUUAAAUAGUCGGUGUAUUUUUUUUAAAGUUAAUUGAUUUAAAAAAAAAACAAAAAAAAUUAGGUUUGUAAAAUUGACUUUUUCAUAUGUGGGUUUUGAAAUCUAGCCCCAAACAUACAGUGUUGAGAGAUACUUAGGGAGUAGGUUUUGAAAUGGGGUUGGGUGGGAAGGAAGCAGACAGACUGAAUUUCAUUUGAUGCAAAGCUUUUUUUAGCUAAGAAAAAAAAUUAAAUCACUGCAUCUAAUAAAUCCAGUGUUUGAAAUCAGAAAGCAUAAUAUUGCAUAUGGUUGAGGUUUGCUUUCUGCAAAACCACCAAUACUCCUUGGGAUGCUGGGGGCUGAAAAAGUACAUUUUAAACCAGAUAACAAGACUGAGCCAACCCAAAUGAUGCAUUCAUUCAAGUAUGUCUCAACACUAGCGUUAUAUAAAAAGGGACACUGCAGCUGAAAAAAAAAAAAAAGAAAAAAAAAUCCACUCUGUA